Molecule: messenger RNA, 2070 nt
Organism: Symbiodinium sp. CCMP2592
Lineage: Eukaryota; Dinophyceae; Suessiales; Symbiodiniaceae
Source: the annotation of a GenBank genome assembly
AUGGAUGGGACCGGCGAACUCCUUUGCCGCAAAUGCAACAAGCCCACCACUGUUUCGACUUCCCAUGCAACGGGACGAAACGAGUUGCUCCGGAUUUGCCAGGAGUGCGGCGGCACGGAGCGGAUCUUGAACAAGCAGAUCGCUCAGGAUCGCUCAGGUAGCUCCCAUCAGGCGAAGAGUUUGGCUCAGAAGAAAGCCAAAGAGGGUGAGCUCAAUGCUCACGACGAGGAUCUGCUGAACAAGUGCCAGACUGCUGCGGACUUGAAGAAGCAGUUGGGGAAGAUGACGAAGGAGGAGCAGUACGAGUGGUACAGGAGUGAAAAGAAGUCCCACCGCCAGGACGGUGGUGGUGGCGGUGUGUCUAAGAAGAGAACAUUUGCCACCGCCGUCGGGGUUGUCGAAGACACUCGGCGGGCUUCCAUGAGAAACAGCGAGCAGGAUAGGUGGUGGCUUGAGAAAGACUGGGUCGCCAGAGAGAUGACCUUGGGCCUCGUGAAGAACUACGAGGAUGGGCGGGCGAAGUUCUUGAAAAGGUGUCAGGAUGAUGACACCGAGAGCAAACAGUUGAGAGGCGUCUGGAUGCUGAAGGAGUUUGGUGGCUUGCUGGGCGAGCUCGCACAGGAGCACAGCGUAGCAGGAACUCUUCGCCAGCGAAUGGACGUCACAGACCAGAGCGAGCUGGCUGUCUGCCAAGAGCAGACAGCACAGAGGCUCAAAAAGGCCGGUGAAAGGCUGGCAACCGAAAAGGCCAUGCUCGACCAAGGCAUGGAAAACGCCUCGGUGCCGGGACUGCAUGUCGCCCGAGACCUCGAUCAGCUCAAGCAGGAAGAGGCUCUGCGAGAUCAAAGGUGGAUGGAAACGGUGCUGGAGAAGCAACAAGCCGACAAGGAAAGGCUUGAGAAUAAGGACAAGAAGAAACCCGUUAGGGCAGUGCUCUUCCUGCAGAUCAAGAAUGCCCAUGCCCGGGAGGAGACCAUGCUUGCCUCCGCACACGGCAAGCAGCAGGAAGCCUUCACCGGCCUGAGAGAAGAGACUCAGGCAAUGAUGGCAGAGGAAGACGAAGGAACAAAGAAAGAGUUCCAGUCAACAAUGGAUGCACUCGAAGAGGACUUGAGCAAACUUCUUCAAUCCAUCCCUGAGCUCGCAGCAAAGCGGAAAAUCAAGGAGGAGGAGAUGGCAACGACGGAGGACGAUGACGAGCUGCUCAACUACCUGAAGGAGGCCACGGAGGCGUGCAAGAAGGGUCCUGGGGAGUGGCCACAGCUGAAGGCGGUGAAGGACAGGAUGAAGGCCUUCCGAACUUUGGUCAACGAUGCCAAAAAGGCUUUGGCCAAAAAGGACUCGCUGGCCAAGAAGAAGGCAAAGAACAGCAGCAACGGGGUGUGGUUCAAUCUGCAGGAGGAUAUGCUGGAUCAGAUGCCGGGCAAGGGCCCAGUGCUGAUCCCUGCCGAGCAAAUCACAGGCCUGCUCAAGAGUGUUCACGAUCUGGUUUACUACCAGUCCCAGAAGCAGUGGUUAGGAGAGAAGAUGAAGACAGAUGGCAGAGGUGUAACUACUGCGGUGAUCGGACGAGAGGCAGUUGCGAAGCAAGUUCUCGGCUUCAUCGGCAAGAGCCUGCCGGUGGCAGUCGCUGACCGCCUUUCGCUUCCGGGGGAUGAAGAGCUGCUGGACCUGUGGAGGCCCAUGUUCUGCCAGUGCAUGGGCGGCCGUGUGGACACCAGCGCAGCCUUCAGCCUGCCAGAGCUGACGGAAACACAGCUCGGGGACUUCAAAGCCCUCACGUCGCAAGAGUUCCUUGACCGCUGCGAGUGGUUUGCAAACUUGUCCGCCGGCCAGGGCAUCGUCCUGCCGCCAGGGAUGGUGUACAUCAUGAUCAACACGGAGUACGACGUCGAGAAGGAUGGCAGCCCCGAAAGCAUUCCAGCCCACAUGCUGAAGUUGUUCGUAAUGACGGCGAGCUCCUGCAAAUGGGCAUCGACAAGCCUUGCAAGGGUGGUCGCCCGCACCCCCGAGCUGGGUGCCAAAAGAACAGGUAAACUUCUGAACCACUUCCUCAGCGUGCUGGACUAA